Biomphalaria glabrata is the source of this 9060-nucleotide messenger RNA. Its product is annotated as toll-like receptor 4. The record is from RefSeq and is a predicted model, not a curated record. Gene Ontology annotation, cellular component: membrane. Gene Ontology annotation, biological process: immune response; toll-like receptor signaling pathway; inflammatory response. The transcript is spliced from 5 exons. Bases 323 to 3184 code for a protein of 953 amino acids. NCBI's taxonomy places the organism in Eukaryota, Metazoa, Mollusca, Gastropoda, Planorbidae. Gene Ontology annotation, molecular function: transmembrane signaling receptor activity; protein binding.
AGUGCGCUACUGCUAGUGUGUCUUUAGGAGAUCUAAAUAAUUAUACCAAACAACAAUAGCUAGCGAGCGUGUUGGGUUUUCCUUUAGGAUCUAUUGAAUAUAAACCGGAAGAUAAAUCUUAGCAAUCUAAACACAUACAGACGGUUACUAGAGUGUCAAUAUUUAGAUCUAGUUACUUAACACUUUAAACUUGUGACUAAUGAUAUUUUUUAAAGCGAUCAACAUUCGAACUGGAUUUAUCGGAUACAAAAGCAGAUAAUAAAUCUGGUCCGGAUUUAAAUUACUCCCCUUGAAGACAAGUCCAAAAGUUAAUGAUCAAGAAAUGAUGGAGUUAUGGGACUUGACUUUGAUUUUCUUUGUCGCUUCUGCAUCGACCUACGGCAAUGUUUUACACCAAGAAACCGAUGUUCAUUAUGCAGUGUCAUACUUUAAUAAUAUACACACUAGCAAGUUGCAGGCACCGAAGGGUAUACUCCAAGAAACAGCUAUUAAAGAAGACGCCAACGAUGGAAAUCCUUCUAACCAAAACACAGAGACUAACAAUAUGCAUUCUCCAAAAAGUCUUUCCAGUGAGGGUACGAUGUUUCAGUUCAAAUUUAGCGAAUGGAAGGGCUCUGAUAUAUUUGACAAGGAUGGAAACUGCAGUGUUGUGAUUGGAUGUACGGACUUGUAUCAUAGUGACAGCUGCCUAGUGUGUCGCUGCUCGAAAAAUUCAACCAUAUCUAUCAUCGCAGACUGUAGUAACGCCAAUCUUGACCAGGUUCCAACACAACUGCCCUCCAGCAUCAGCCAUCUUUUGCUGGCAUACAACAGAUUGAAUAGCUCUUCACUGUAUCCAGGCGUGUUUGACAAGUAUACAGAUCUUGAAGUUCUUCAGCUCGACUCCAAUAACAUCACGACACUAGCAGAUGGUGUGUUUCGUGGGCUGUACAAACUGGAGCGGCUCAAUGUCUAUAACAAUAGUAUCGCCAUGGAUAGCAACCUAAACAAGUCUCGCGUUUUUGCGCCUUUGAAUGGUUCUUUAGUCUACUUAGUGAUGAACAGAAACAACCCAAACACAAGCAACCCAAAUCUUGUGUACCCAGACUAUGCCUUGUCUUUAUUGACAAACCUUAAAACUCUUUAUAUUGAUGGUCUUCGAGGAAAAAGAUUUGGUCCACUGUUCGGUUUGUUAAAAAAUUUGACAAAGCUGGUCAUAUCCGGGUACGAUCAAGGAUAUUGCUUUUUGGAGUCGCUGCACAAUGAUACAUUUAAAUAUUUAGUUCACCUGAAACAUUUAAACAUAUCUGACUGCGGGUUGAACGGGUCACUAGUUGAGAGUAGCGCAUUCGCUCCUUUGAACAAACUGAAAGUUUUGGAUCUUACUAACAAUUUCUAUCUCGGUCUUGAGGCUAUAGGUAACCUGAUGUAUGGUCUAAGAAAUAGCCAAACUCUUAGACGUUUGAAGAUUCAGCGAGUGGUGCCCAGAUUCUCCCCUUGUAUUCUGAUAUUAUCUAAGACUCUGAGAUACUUCAGGAACAUGAGUCUGGAGAACAUUGAAGCUAUGGAUAACGAGAUUGAGAUGAUUGAAUUUGGAGCAUUGAAGAUGUUGCCAGCUACUUUAAAAACUGUCAAUCUGACUAAUAACAAAAUAAUGUUUGGUGCGUACUGGAAGAAUAUGGGCGAGCUAGUCAGUUUGGAGAAUCUACAUUUGGACGGAUUCUUUAAGCCAGUACAAUUUCCAUUAGUCUUUCCAGAUAGCAGUUUUAAGUGUGUAAGUCCACCUGAAGGGUAUGGCUCUUUCCCUAACAACGGAUGCAUAUGUAAUGACAAUUCAUGCUCUGAAAAUCAAACAGAUUUUAUGUUGCCUCUUCCACCAAAAUUGAGAAAUGUAACCAUGCACAGCAACUCUAUGGCCUACAUUAUUAAUAACAUCACUUUCUGCUCCAAUAACAGUCUAGAAUAUGUCGACGUUAGCAGCAAUCACUUCCAGACUCUUCAGGGUCCAGUGAUGGGCUUAGAACAUCUUAAAGUCUUAAACAUGUCCAGUUGUUUCAUAGAAACGAUAGGUGAUACAUUUUUUGACAACUUGACCAGCUUAGAACAUUUAAAUCUAUAUCAAAACUUGCUCGGCGAUUGUCUGAAUGCAGACCUGAAAGGGCAGAUUUUUGAUAAGCUUACAUACCUGGAAUCUAUUAAUAUUUCUUUUAACAAUCUCUACAGACUUAACAGAAACGCAUUUGGGUCAAUGGAGAAUUUGUUAGCACUGGACUUAUCCAUAAAUCGUUUGAGUCAUGCUAACUUCAGCAUAACUCACAUGAAGAGAUUGCAGUUUAUUGAUCUACACAGAAAUGAAAUCGCCUCUCUUCCUGAAGUUAUUCGGAGCCACAUAAGCUGGCUACUCAGCAGGGGAGUGAACGUUACCAUUGACAUGCGUCAGAACCCCAUCGAGUGUGACUGUGGAAAUCUAGACUUCCUCCAAUGGGUCGUGGACACGAAAGUUUUCGGCAACAAUUACUCCUAUUACUACUGCAAAUUCCCGAUUGCCAACGCGCAGGCUCUGGAGAUGAAGAACGGAUAUGAUGAACAGGUAGCAAUGCUGAGCUACAGUUGUGAGAAGCAUAUCAUUAUGUUUCUGUCAGUGGCAGGUGGAACCUUGCUCAUGGUCUUGGUCCUAAUUGCAGCAUUGAUAUACAGAUUUAGAUGGACAUUACGUUACUGGUACCAUGCAGCUAAAAUAAAAAUAUCUUCUACUAGAGAGGUGGAUGUGAAAGACUUCAAGUACGACGUAUUUGUUAGCUAUGCUAAUAGCGACAUUGACUUUAUAUUGCAGGAGCUGAUCCCCAAGCUGAAAGAGAGAGGUAUCAAAGUUCUGGUCCACGGAGAGAAGUUUAAAGUUGGCAGGUACAUCACGGAUAACAUUUACAAAGCUGUGGUGAAAAGUCGAAAGACGUUAAUCGUUAUCACCAAGCACAUGUUGGAUAGCCACUGGUGUAGGUAUGAGCUGCAGAUGGCAAAAAUGCAGUCAGUGGCCACUGGACGCGACGUUCUUGCUUUUCUUAUUCUAGAGGAUAUACCCAGCUCCAAACUCGGACCAGAAGUUCUUGCUCACAUGAAAAGUAGCACGUACAUCAUCUAUCCCAAGCUCCCCCAACACAAAGGUGCAUUCUGGGAUAAACUAGCAGACGACCUUCGUUCAUCUUGAACAUAAUUGACUUUUGUUUUCAAUGAAACCCAAGAACGCCACUUGCUAAACUUUUUCUGCAAAAGAAACACUUUGUUAGCGCUAGUAGCAGUGUAUUGGAUCGAUCUUCAAACAUGCUCUACCAUAAUAAGGCAGGCAAUAACAAAGUUAUAGUAGUAAUAAAAGGCAAAUGUUAUGGGCAUUGAUACGAAUAUAACAGACGAGAAGUUUCUCUUGACAUGUUAGUAGCAGACAUUUGUAAUCCCAAAGCUCAUCAGGAAACCAUACUGCUUAUUAUAUUGUUACGAAUUUCUAUAUCUUCUGGCUAGAUGUAUUAGUUGGCACACAAAUAAAAACACAGCAAAGAACUUGACGACUAAACUUUCAGUUUCAUAUAACUUUAAUGACUAUUAACUCUAACAAUUCGUUACUGUAACAUGUAGCGUAGAAGACUGUACAAUAUCUGUCAGUUUACAGUUAGCUAUACUUCGUUGCAAUUCAUCUCUUCACUUCGUUGCAAUUCAUCUCUUCCCAACUUGCACCGAGUCGUAUUCCACAGAACAGACCAACGACACACUUCCCAGUGUCGCUCCAGGUCUCCCAAAGCUGAACCAAGUCGUCCUCAAGUCUAUCGAAUCAGAGCCGCACACGUCUUACAUCGACUGUAUCGACUGUAACGGCUCAAGUCCACUGUAGUACGCUGUAUAGACUUUAACGACAGUAGUCCACUCCAGUUAACUCUACCCUAGUUAACUUGCAUCGAGUCGUACACAUUUCUCUUCCACUAGGGCCGCACACGUCUUACAUCGUCUGUAUCGACUGUAACGGCUCACUCACGACUCCACACGACUGACUUUCACAUUAACUUUCUGGCUUAAAUAGAGUCCCUAAUCGCUUGUCCAAAGUUGCACAAACACGGCUAGUAUCCUCUGGAAUAACACGUGAGGAAAUGUCACAUCCUGUCUUUGUUUAUACACGUAGAUUCCAGAAAACAUCGGCUGCAGUGUCAUCAAGUCAGGGUCACACGUAGUGACCUUUAUCUGUCACUGUUCAUUAGUAACUGUCCCUCUACUUAGAUCUAUUCGUCCCCUGGAACAACACGUGAGGACACGUCACAUCCUGUCUUUGUUUGUACAUGUAGAUUCCAGGGAACACCAGCUGCUGUGUCAUCUCGCCGGGGUCAUACGUUGACCUCUACCUAUCACUGUUCAUUUGUAACACUGCCCCCUUCUUAGAUCUGUUCGUCCCGAACAGAUUCUACUUCAUCACGAUACUGAUGAAAUCGAUCGACGAUCAAGUAGGAAGCUUUGGUGGUUGCCCCCUUCUCAGAGAUGUUCUUUCAAUCUGGCCGUUGUCCAUCUUCUUUCCAUAGAAGAAUGGGAGCCAAAUCCUCAUUUUUUCAGCGAUUCCUCACAAAUGUUUUCAUCAAUCUUGGUAUGGAAACAUUGACCUUCAGAUGACGACAUUGGGCACUCUUGUCGAGAAAUUCAUCAGCAUUCUAACGAGUUCGUGCUUCACUGGCUGAGUUUUACAUUUUCAAGCAUCUUUUUCCAGAGCUUCUUCAGAGAUGACCAGGUUCAUUACAGUACAGCAAUAUUCACAUGCUCUUCUUUUAAACAACAGCAACUGACUUGGGUUUGUACGAUUUUGGGUUGAUCUUCUUGUACAGUUCUGUCACAGAUGGUUACUCACUACAGUUCUGACAUCUUAAACUACUUCUUUUCUGUCCUUCUUGCUUCUGACUUAAUUAGCGUUCUUCUAAAAACCUCUGUUAUACUUCAUCAACCUAUUCUCAUGAGGAAUGUUCUUAGAUUAUUCAUUAGUGGCUUCACACUUUCAACUGAUUCGUAAGGCUUUCUUCUUUGGUUUAUGGUCCCGGACAGAAUCUUUCUAAAAACAUGGGCUGUGGGGUUUUAUUAGUGCAGGUGGGGGUCUAUCAACGGGAGAAGUGGUGGGCUUGUUUCCUAACAACAUGGGCUAUGGAGUUUCAUAAAUGCAGGUGGGGGUCUAUCAGUGGGAAAAGGGGUGGGUUUGUAUCUUGAUCUUGUUGGAGCCAUCCACGUUGCACUCUGCAUGUGUCGCUUUCUCCGCCUCCUCCACUUGAUAUUUCUUUGGUUGCGUUGAUGUCGAUGUCGUUGUCUUGCUUUCUUGUCAAUCACUGCUGAUGGCAGCCACAUAGCACAUAGGAAGGUAUUGCAUUUCAUGGCUGUAGUCAUCAAGACUGUUGAUCUAACAAGUUGCUUCAGCAUUAUUCUUCGAUGGAUGCUUUGCGAAUGAGCUGCAAGUCCACUUGAAGGCAAGUUGUCAAACACAUCAUCACCUUCAUCCGAGUUUGGAGGACUCGACUGUGGGGCAGGUUGAUAACAUUCAACGUGCAAAGGUCCAUCAACUUCAGCAUCAGUUUCUAUUGUAAUUCCUUGACUAUCACCAGGGCUUCUCACGCCUACCUUGAUAGCUGUUCAAGCUUCUGUUAAGUCUAGAGCUUGUUGGUGUAUUUCUAAGCAUUCACACUCUUCUUGCAUAGCUACGUACGUACAGUUCUUGUCAAACGCAUGAAUGCAGUAAUCAAACUUCGAGUUCCUCUCGUAGACACUGGCAGAUAGAAGACAGAAGUCUUUAAGGCCCACAGCAACAGGCUUGGACACAGACCCAACGUUGUCUUGUUCUGUCUGGCUGGUUGAGGUACUCAUAUCGGGUAUAUCUCUAGCAAAAUCUUCGGUUGAACUAUAGGUCUCUUCUCUUGUUUCUUCAACUGUCUCAUUCAGCUUCUCGUUGAAAUAGUAACAGCUAUCGUCUCUUUUCAUUUCUUGUGGGCCACAUUCAUUUGGUUUGCUAUCACAGUCAAAGACAGCACAACCAUCACCAACAUGCCUAUCGUAAUUGUCUGUAUCGCCACAUCCUUGGUUGGACAAUUGUUCGCUGUUCAUCAAUGGUGUAGCUCUUUCAUCAGUCGACUCAAUCUGAUACUGCUGGGUGUUCAGCAGCUCAUUAAUAAUGAUUCUCGUUUGAUCUUUUAUUUGUUCUUCUGUCUUGUUGGGCGUGGUAGCUAUUUGUUCAUUUUCAUUCAUGGCUUUGGUCAACUGGUUAAAUGAAGAAAAUCUGGUGUUGAUUUCUGAUUCUAUCUCCUUAAUGCUCUCUUUUACCGAGUUCAUUUUGUAUUGCAAAGUUCUCAGGAGCUCCAUCGUAUUAGGUUUGAUUUCAAAUUGGCAAGUGUCUGGAUUCUCAUCUUCCUCCAAUAGGGCUUGUCUGAGACGUGCGGUUAGCGUUUCCUUAUUUCCGUUAAGCUGUAGACCUCUUUCUCUGCCAUGAAUAGGUUGACCAUGUUUCACUUCCGUACAGCAAGGUGCUCAACACACAGGUCCGGUAGACUCUUUGGUACUGCUAGUCAGCAAUAUGUUGUCCCAGACUCUUUUCUGCAACCGUGACAUGGUGGCCAUUGCCUUGGCUAUCCUGUUGUUUAUGUCUUUAUCCAGUAGAGUGUUGUUGGAUAUGAUGGAGCCAAGGUAACAAAAGUGAUCCACAACUUCUAGUGGUUGGCCAUUAAUGCUUACUUGAGGUGCAGUGUUUGUGUUUUGGACAAGUAUCUUAGUCUUGCUUUGACUGAUGUUUAAGCCGAACUUCUGGCAAGCAGCAGAUAGUUUGUCAACCAUGGACUGUAGCUGAAUAUCUGAAUCAGCCACAAUAGCUGCAUCAUCAGCAUACAGGAGUUCCCUGAUAAGUAGCUUCCUAACCUUGGUUUUUGCCCGCAGCCUUGAUACAUUAAAUAGUUUUCCAGAGGAUCUUGUAUGGAGAAACACACCUUCGUUUAUGUCGCUGUACGCAUAAUGCAGUAGACAGGAGAAGAAUAUGCCAAACAGAGUAGGUGCGAGCACACAUCCCUGCUUGACACCACUGCAAACCUCAAAAGGUGCUGAUUGGGCUCCAUUGAAUUAGACAGUACAUUUAGUUUCCUCGUGAAAACACUCAAUUAACUUCAGUAGUUUGGGAGGGCAACCUAUUUUCCUCAGGAGUUUGAAAAGGCCACUUCUGCUGACCACAGUCACAGUCUCCACUCAGGAAAUAGCAAAGCUCUAUUUGAUGUCAUUAAAGCGGCCCUGGGUCCAACAGUGUCUAAGCCUGCCCCACUUCUAUCCAAAUCAGGAGAAAAAAUUACAGAUCAAACCAAGCAGCUAGAACGAUGGACAGAACACUACCUCGAAGUCUAUGCCACACAGAAUACAGUAGACGAUGUCGCCCUGGCUUCUCUACCAGAUCUUCCAGUACUGGAAUGCCUAGAUGAGCUUCCGAGCCUUAGUGACCUCAAAAAAGCAAUUAACUGCUUAAAAAAUAAAAAAUCUCCUGGGAGCGAUGGUAUCCCAGUGGAAGUAGUGAAAGUCAACGAAUCACUCCUGCUCCCUGAACUCUAUACUCUCCUCUGCCGCUGUUGGGAAACAGGUCAUGUCCCACAGGACAUGCGUGACGCAACUAUAGUCACAAUAUACAAGAACAAAGGGGAUCGGAGUGACUGCAACAACUAUAGGGGUAUCUCUCUCCUCAGUAUAGUGGGCAAAAUCUUUGCUAGAGUGGCACUAUCCAGGCUGCAAGUGAUAGCUUCUAGAGUCUACCCAGAGUCUCAGUGUGGAUUCAGGAGUGGUAGAUCCACUAUAGACAUGAUAUCUUCUCUACGACUACUGCAGGAGAAAUUCAGAGAGAGAGACAGACCCCUUUACAUUGUUUUUGUUGAUCUGACUAAAGCUUUUGACAAAUACGUUAGACAAAAACACACACACCAAACAUCGAUAUGUAUCAUUCUUAAUUAUAGAAAUAAUACAAUAAACAUAAACAAUGAGACCAAAACAUUUUGCGCCAAAUUUCCCCUGCGUCAAAACGGCUGCGCCAAAAAGACCCUUGCGCCAAAACGGCCACGCAAAAAAGGCUGCGUCAAAACGUCCUGCUUCGUCGCGGGACUUAUCCUUAGACACGACGAGACACAUUUCCCAAAGACAGCCAUUGCAUUGGUCCAAAAAGAGAGUAACGGAACAGGGUCGUCUCUAUUUAACAUGGCGUGGAAGUUUUAAGAAAACCUGAAAUCAUUAUGCUCUAGCAGGGAAGAGGCUAAGGAUGUCGCUUGUCACCAAUCUCCGUGGAGAGAGACUGCCAACCUAUGCGCACACUUGCACGGGGUAUCUAAGUACCUCUGAUAUUUAUAAUGUCAUGUCUAGAGAUGCUUGUUAGUCACAAUAUAAUCUUUAAAAUUUCUUGUGGUCAAGCUCAGAAAUACUGAUACAUCACAAUAUAAUCUUAAAAUUUCUCAUGGUCAAGCUCAGAAAUACUUACACGUCACAAUAUGAUCUUAAAAAUGUCUUGCGGCAAGCCUAGUGGAAUAUGCGCUGAUACAAGGAAGCUUGUUCUUUCCGUCCCUGACAGCUACCAGCAUAUGCUGACCUGCUGUAGCUGAAGCCUGGAAUAGCUCCAGGAUGAAUCCUUCUCUAGAUACUCGUAUCUGUUUUGUCUCAUUGAGAAAUUAGUAAUCCUAAUAUGGAUAGUGAAAAAUUAUGGAAGAUCUAUUUUUAUGUCUUAAACGCUUUCCCUUUUGUAGCCUGCAAUUGCACUAUGCAACUUCACUGUUUACCAUUGAACACGAAUAAGUAUUUCUACAGGCUAAAUCAUAGACAUAGAUAUAGGUCUAUGGGCUAAAUAGUGUUGAUAAUUGAAAAUUUGAAAAUAUUGAUUCAGGGUAUUUAUAUUAUGCAAUUGCUGGAGUAAGGUUUGAAACUGGAAAAAAGUAUGUGCACGUGUGUGUAUGUGUGAUCAAUAAUUGAUGUGCGUAAGGCCUGCAAACUAAAGCCAGUGAUUGAAAUUGGUGUCUUGCCUAAUUUAUUUUAUAACAUAUAUAAUAUCAUAUGUGGAUAGGUUAU